GCGUCCUCUCCAGUUCUUUUCUGCGUAAGUUCUAAAUUUAAUGUACUCUCUAAGAGUUUUGGUUUGGGAAUGUUGGCAUCAUUGUACCCCCAAACGAAGGCAUGUUUGUUUCUUCCGGUUCCCCUCCCGCUAGUGUAGGCCUUUCAUCUCCGCAAGCACCAGCUCUCUACUCAUAAUGCCAGAGCUGACAGAAAUCGAACGUGAACGCGCUGCUCCCAGUGCUGAUGCUGACGCAGACACUGCAGGAACAGACAGUGACUCUGACAGCGCACCUGAGCUGGAAGAUGCCGGAGCGGGAUCAGGGAUCAACUUCCCUGGUGGCGCUGCUGCAGCUGCUGCCGCUGGUCUUCCCAUCGACAUCAGCAAGGCCAAGCAAACCCGUGGAGAGAAGAAAGCCCGCAAGAUCAUGUCCAAGCUUGGUCUGAAGCCUAUUACCGGUGUCAGCCGAGUAACAAUCCGGAAGUCAAAGAACAUCCUGUUUGUUAUUAACAAGCCUGACGUGUUCAAGAACCCUGUGUCAGACACUUACAUUGUGUUUGGUGAAGCCAAGAUUGAAGACCUUAGCCAGCAGGCCCAAGUUGCUGCUGCUGAAAAGUUCAAGGCCCCUGAAAUCUCACCUGCCGCUGAUGUUGGUGCAGGCACCACUGUGGUGGCACCCAUUCAAGAAGAAUCCGAAGAAGAGGAAGUAGAUGACUCCGGAAUUGAAGAUAAGGAUGUUGACCUGGUUAUGUUGCAAGCCAAUGUCAGCAGAGCCAAGGCCAUUAAAGCCCUCCGCAAUAAUGGUUGUGAUUUAGUAAAUGCAAUCAUGGCCCUGACCAUGUGAAGCUCCUCAUCUUCAACAUUAUCCCGUCACCCAUACCUCAGUAAAUGCAUUCUUUUGUUUCUGUAUGCCUGUGCAAGUGCUGCUCUGGUGUCAGAUGCUAACUUGUAUUUGCUGAAUCUUCAGUCAAACAAAAUUUUCUCCAUUUUGCGGGCCAUUCAUCAAAUCAUGCUACCUGAUGUUUUAUUAAAAGUCAGCAUUUCUGUGGUACCCUAUUUGUUACUGUACAUAAAGCAAUCUCUUCCAAUAAGACAGAUUCAAAAUCUUUUA
This is a messenger RNA of Thrips palmi, 1090 nucleotides long. It is a transcript of the gene Nacalpha, whose product is annotated as nascent polypeptide-associated complex subunit alpha. Bases 176 to 823 code for a protein of 215 amino acids. Gene Ontology annotation, biological process: protein targeting to membrane. The transcript has 6 exons. Gene Ontology annotation, cellular component: nascent polypeptide-associated complex; cytoplasm. The record is from RefSeq and is a predicted model, not a curated record. NCBI's taxonomy places the organism in Eukaryota, Metazoa, Arthropoda, Insecta, Thysanoptera, Thripidae.